AUGGAAGUAGUGGUUUAUUUGGCACUGUUUGUGUUAGCAUCUGUAUUUUGUUUUUCAUCAUUCAUCCUGAUUGUUAUGUGUCGACGGCGUGCACAGGCAAGGGAACGUUUGCAUGCAGCGAUGGCAUCGUUGAGUUUUACUAAAGUUAAUAACGAAAAUGUAGAAAGUGUAUUGCAACUCGGACCACUUAUUGCCCAAGUUCUGGAUAGCAACCAGUGGAUCUAUGAUGUCUCCGGAAUGCUGCAGCAUUGUGUUGUAGUUCUGAAACUGUGUCAUGCUUUAACUGAGAAACUUUCCGUUAUUCAGCUUAAUUCAAUUGCACCAAAACUUAAUGAACAGGUGGUUACAGCUACUGCGCGAAUCAUGCCUCGUUUUGAUGAUUUGAUACGAACAGUGGCUGCUAAUCAGGUAGAUAUACGCUUGCUUGAAGCUCGUGCUUCUUCUCUUGUCAGUGCUUGCUGGGCAUUAGCAUUCCCUUUUACAGUAAUUAGUCCGAAACAUAUGGAUUCAUUGGAUGGAGUUUUAAAUGAAAUGGAGGAUCAUGUUGAAGCAUUACGUUUGAUUGUUGGACAUAUGGAAGAAAAUUUCAUGGUACAAGACAAAAACUGUAAUCAGAAAUUGCCAUCAUCAUUGGCAGUUGUUGAAGAGACACCAUUGAUGGAAUCUUCUACAAAUAGAAAUGAUUCUAUAACCGAUUCUUUGCAUAGCGAUGAAGCUCCAGCUGAUCCUAUGGCACCAACAAAAUAA
Brugia malayi is the source of this 747-nucleotide messenger RNA. Its product is annotated as MGC80088 protein, putative. NCBI's taxonomy places the organism in Eukaryota, Metazoa, Nematoda, Chromadorea, Rhabditida, Onchocercidae. The record is from RefSeq and is a predicted model, not a curated record. Gene Ontology annotation, cellular component: endoplasmic reticulum. The coding region runs from base 1 to 747 and encodes 248 amino acids. The transcript is spliced from 4 exons.